AAGAGGGAAUAUGAGCGAGCAUGCGCAAACACGCUACCGACAUUUCUUGCUCAGCGAGCUUCGUGAGCGAAACAUUUGAGGUAAAAUGGAAGCAGAACUCGACAUUGACAAGGAGCAGAUGGAGUCGGAGGUCACCCCCAACCAGGAAGUGAUGGGGAUGCUCCUGUCCCAGGCAUCAGAUGGAGAAGAUGGUCAGCUUCAGAUUCAACCUGAUCCUAUUGGUGAAACACCUCCGGAUGAAGUAGGAGGUGUAGCUGUCGGAGAAGCUGGCGGAAUGGAUACUGUAGGAGUACAUGCAGUGGGAGAAGCAGGUGAAGGAGACGCUGGAGCUCCUGGACAAGUAGGUGAAGUAGUUGUGGGAGUUGCAGGAGAAGUAGGCGGAGCUGGCGAUGCAGGAGAAGAUGAUAAUGAAGAUGGAUCCAUCCUAGAGGGGACCAAGUUGAACCUGAUGGAUGACACCUCUAGUCUUCAGGCGGUACAACUUGCAGACGGCACCACGGCUAUCAUACAACAAAAAGGAAGUGGGGGUAUUUUAGAAGGCCAGGCUGUACAAUUGGAAGAUGGAAGUACAGCAUUUCUUCAUAAUUUGAGUGAGAAGGGAUUUGGAGAAGGUCAAACAGUUCAACUUGAGGAUGGAUCAGCAGCAUACAUCAUAAGAACAAAUGCAAAAGUUGACAAUGAUGGAAUGCAGGCAGUGCAGCUGGAGGACGGCACCACAGCUCUGAUACAGACGAAUGUCACUGACUUUGAUCAGUCACAUAGUGCCUUUUCCUCAGAGGAUCCGAUAGAUGCCCAUUCUUUAAAUGUGCUAGAUCAAUAUGCAGCUCAGAGUUCUGGUGAACAAGCAGGUUCUUUGCAACUAACAACAGGAGGUCAUGAUUUUGCUUCGCGUAUGCAGGUAACGGUAGGUUCUGUGGGAACUACAAUGCCAACCAAAGUUGAAGGGAUGUCGAGCAAAACCUUUCAAUGUCCGCACGAAGGUUGUGGGAGGAUGUACACUGCCUCACAUCAUCUUAAGGUUCAUGAACGUACUCACAGCGGUGUGAAACCCUACCGUUGUGAACACCCCGGCUGUGAGAAGGCAUUUGCAACAGGCUAUGGCCUUAAGAGUCACACUCGCGUUCACACUGGUGAAAAACCGUACCAAUGCGUCCAAGAAGGUUGCAACAAAGCAUUCAAAACGUCGGGAGAUCUGCAGAAACACACAAGAACGCAUACAGGUGAGCGGCCAUUCAAAUGUCCCUUUGAAGGCUGCGACAAAGCUUUUACCACGUCAAACAUCCGCAAAGUUCACAUCCGAACCCACACCGGGGAAAGACCGUACAUCUGUCCGAACGAGGGAUGCGGUAGAGCCUUUGCCAGCGCCACUAAUUACAAGAACCAUAUGAGAAUACAUACAGGAGAAAAGCCUUACGUCUGCACUGUUGUCGGCUGCGGCAAGCGUUUCACAGAGUACUCUAGCCUCUACAAGCACCACGUGGUACACACGCACUCCAAGCCUUACAUGUGUUCGUCAUGCGGGAAGAACUAUCGUCAGAUCUCCACGCUUGCCAUGCACAAGAGACAGGCCCAUGGAGAGGACCCUCUGAUUGAGGGACUGGAAAUAGCCAUCGCACAAGGAGAUCGUCCAGACAUAGUAUCGUUACUAGGAGCGCCUCCGGCCAAGAAGGCCAAAUCAGAAUACCACAUCGGUACUAUGAACUUCCAAUCUCAGGAUAACACCAAUGAGAGCAACUCUCAGGAUCUGUCAGACACUCUCAAUGCAGCAGGAAUGAAUCAAUCAAAGACCAUCAUUCUACGCGAUGCUAACGGACAGACACGUCAAGUGACUAUGGUCUCUGCUCUCAACCGUGAUGCUGCCGUCGCUGCUAUGAAGGCUGCCGUUGGCAACCAUGCCAUGUUCCAGUUCGUCUCUGAUGGUUCUCUGGCUAAUCUCACAGAUAUGCAACUCCAAGAGGUGAUGGCUGUCAGUGGAGCGCUAGGAGAAGACGAUAUGGAGGGAGGGAAGCAAGAGGAAUGCACAGCAGCAACACAACUCUCUGCUGAAAACACCGAAGCAGACCUUGUUGGCCUUCAUUCAUGAUAAUCAGCAAUACAGGGUCUGGGAGGGAGGGGGGAUGGGAAUAUAAUGUAAUUGCUUCUCCUAUAAUACAUGUUAUACAUGCAUCUAUGUGACAUAACUUAUGAAGAGGGGGUGGGGUCAAAGUUUUUGGUAUGGGAGCUUUUGUUCUUGUUUCUGUUGUAAGAAAUAUUUAUCCUGACCCCAUUUUCUGGGGGAAAUGUUUUUUUUUUUUUUUUUUCAAUUUCAUUUUAUGGAGUUUCCUGUUUAGUUAUGAAGAAAAAAAAUAAAGGCGAAAAUUUUGCAUAAAUGGGCAUUGUAUACUUGUUGCAGAGUUAAAGGUUUUCACAAAGCAUCUCUUUAAUUAUUAUAUUUAGACACCCAUGGCUUGUAUUCUGAGGUUAGGUACCAAAAUCCUUGCCUUUGAUUGGCUCAGUGGAUAGUUGUCAAUGAAACUCACUUUUUGUUUUACAGAGCAUCAUAUCGACUAUUAAUUAUUUGUAAAUAGUUGUAUAUAAAACUAAACUAUUUUGCCUUGUAUAUGAUGAUUUUGAAAGGAGCUUAAAUCCUAUAUGAAUAUAAUUUGUAAAUGAUGGAAACAAAAAUCAUUAAAAUAUUGAUAUUCUUUCCUA
This is a messenger RNA of Lytechinus pictus (painted urchin), 2691 nucleotides long. RefSeq names its product zinc finger protein 143-like. Gene Ontology annotation, cellular component: nucleus. The record is from RefSeq and is a predicted model, not a curated record. The transcript has 15 exons. NCBI's taxonomy places the organism in Eukaryota, Metazoa, Echinodermata, Echinoidea, Temnopleuroida, Toxopneustidae. Bases 86 to 2083 code for a protein of 665 amino acids. Gene Ontology annotation, biological process: regulation of transcription by RNA polymerase II. Gene Ontology annotation, molecular function: DNA-binding transcription factor activity, RNA polymerase II-specific; RNA polymerase II cis-regulatory region sequence-specific DNA binding.